Fusarium sp. VM40 is the source of this 1008-nucleotide messenger RNA. The record is from the annotation of a GenBank genome assembly. Lineage: Eukaryota; Fungi; Ascomycota; Sordariomycetes; Hypocreales; Nectriaceae.
AUGAAUGAACCAACCCUCAACCAUGAGCCUGUUAUCGUGCCUGAUGAAGAGAAUGGCCUCGACGGUGACUCUUCGAUUGGAUCUAGCAUUGCCUCGACUUCUGAAAGUCUGAGAAGUUCCAUACUAGACUAUCGAAAGGAAAACGGCAGAACAUAUCACCGAUACAAGGAUGGAAAGUAUAAUCUUCCCAACGACGACCUUGAGAAACAGAGACUUGACCUCCAACACAAUAUGACCAUCAUGAUGCUCGACAACAGACUCGGUCUGGCUCCCCCGAACGACCCUGGUGCUAAGGUCAAGCGCGUUCUUGACGUGGGCACAGGUACUGGAAUCUGGGCAAUUGACUAUGCGGACGAGCAUCCCGAUACACAAGUGGUCGGGGUCGAUCUGUCACCAAUUCAGCCGGAUUUUGUUCCUCCGAAUGUCGAGUUCUUCGUCGAUGAUAUAGAAGAGCCAUGGACCUUCUCCGAGCCGUUCGACUACGUUCACAGCCGGCUGAUGACCUUCAGUAUUAAGAACUGGCCGGAUCUGGUCAGUAGUAUUUACAACAAUCUUGUCCCAGGUGGCUACGUGGAGCUCAUCGAAAUCGAUCUUCCCGCCAAGUCCGACGACAAUACCCUCACCGAAGAUCAUAACCUCUCCAAGCUAAUCCGUCUACUCGACGAAGCCUCUACUAAAAUCGGUCGUCCGUUUCAAGACAACAAGAAGAACAAAGACAUCCUGCGCGACGCUGGAUUCGUGGACAUUGUGGAGACUGUCUUCAAAUGGCCGACAAACAGCUGGCCGCGGGACAAGAAGUACAAGGAGAUUGGGCAGUGGCACAACGCGAAUAUGGAUGCAUUCAAGGGCCUUGAGGCGCUCUCUAUUGCAGUUCUGACUAGAGUGCUGGGUUGGAGCCAGGACGAAGUGGUGAUCUUUUUAGCCAAAGUCAGGAAGGAAUUCAACAACAAAUCGAUCCAUGCUUACUGGCCGGUAUACUCGACCUAUGGCCGAAAGCCCAUGGAAUGA